Messenger RNA from Phalacrocorax carbo (great cormorant), 2014 nucleotides. The record is from RefSeq and is a predicted model, not a curated record. NCBI's taxonomy places the organism in Eukaryota, Metazoa, Chordata, Aves, Suliformes, Phalacrocoracidae.
GAGGCGGGUUCCCACGCCCCUUCCCGCCGCGUUCGGGGCCGGGAUGGAGCCGGGAGCGGGGCCGGGGCCGGGGCCGGGGCCGGGGCGCUGGGGCCCGGCCGCCUUCGUGCUCACCGGCGCUUCCCGGGGCUUCGGCCGGAGCCUGGCGCGGCUGCUGGCCCCGCGGCUCGGCGAAGGCUCGCUGCUGCUGCUGCUGGCGCGCUCGGCGGCGCCGCUGGCCGAGCUGGCGGCCGAGCUGCGGGAUGGCGGCACCGGGCUGCGGGUGGAGUGCGUGGCCGCCGACCUGGGCUGCGACGAGGGGCUGCGGCGGGCGGCCGCUGCCCUGCGGGAGGCGCUGCCCUCCGCGCCGCCCGGCCGCCUGCUCCUCGUCAACAACGCCGGCUCCCUGGGGGACGUCUCCAAAUCCUUCCUCGAUCUCACUGACCCAGACGAGGUCAACAGCUACCUUGCCUUCAAUGUCACCUCGGCGCUUUGCCUCACCUCCACUGCCCUGAAAGCCUUCGGGAAGCGUCCCGGCUCGAGCAGGACGGUGGUGAACAUCUCCUCGCUCUGUGCUGUGAAGCCCUUCAAGAACUGGGCGCUGUAUUGCAGCGGGAAGGCUUCCCGGGACAUGAUGUUCCAGGUCCUGGCACUGGAGGAGCCUGAUGUCCGUGUGCUUAACUACGCCCCAGGUCCUCUGGACACGGACAUGCAGCUCUUGGCCCGGACUAAGACAGGAGACCCUGAGAUGCGUCAGUAUUUCCAAAGCCUGCAGGAGAGCAGGCAGCUGAUAGACUGCACUGUGUCAGCCCAGAAGCUGGUGAAUCUCCUGGAGGAGGACACCUUCUGCUCCGGCGCCCACGUGGAUUUCUACGACAUCUGAGUUACUCUCCCUCCACCCUCCCCUUCAUGCUUUGCUUUCUGCUUCUGUCCGACGAGCUGGGCCUUGGGUGUUUGGUGACCUUGUGUGGGUCCUGGGUGCUGUGCAGCUUUCAGGAGAAGACCUCAGGGUGCCUUAUCCGUACUCCUAGUGCCCCGAUGGGGACGGGGGGCAGUUACUGCCUCGCUGCGCUGUAACUGUUGAGCCCUGCUGGGUACCCUCUGGCAGGAGGGGGGAUUUCUCGCUGCUGGGGAUGGGGGGAGCAGAAGUGUCUUUUCCAAGGGAAUGGGCGUGGAGGCAUAAAGCUCUCCUGCGCAGGAGCGUGUGCGAGCCAAGGAGGUACCAAUGCACGCAAGGCCAGGUCAGAAAGCCACCCCAGAAGGUCUCGAAGCCAAUGGUAGGGUUAGAGCUGAGUGUCCCCGCGUCUGUCCCCUUUGCCCCACAGGAGCUGCAAGCUCAGCACUUGAACAGGUCACCAAAGGGCAAAAGAGCCAUUCCUGGGGGUGGAGGUGGUGGCUGUCACCCCAGAGCCUUGACCCUACAUCCCCUGUCUCUACCGGUGGCUUGUCUAGACUCUCCUGCAGUUCUGGGAUCAUCUCUGCGAGUUUUGUGCCUUAAGACGUGGAGCAAAGCCCGUCGCUGUGUUUUGGAUAUAUUGCCUAUAGCAAAGGCAGUAAAUCACCAGGAGGGGGAGCUGGCCGUGGAGGAGGUGGGGAGUUUGUGUGCCUGGCUGGGGUCACCCGCUUACAUCAACCUGUGCUCAAGCGCAGCACGGGUUAGAGCACAUCUGAGAGCAGCCCUGUGUUCAUGCCGUGCUCCUGGCUGCAGGUUCUGGGCCCAAGCCUGCAUGUGGGGCUUCGGCCCCCUCCUGGAUUGUUCUUUUAAUUUUUUGUGGGGUUUUAUCAUUUUUUCAUCAGGUUCCACGAGGCGCAGGUGCUUAUAGACUUGCCCUUCUAGAAAGCACUUGUAUCUGCAGUGUGUGUUGAUGCAGGAGAGCAUCUCUGAAGCUCAGUGGCGUCCCCUGCACACCCUUGACAUGCCCAGUGUGUCUCCGUGCGCAGUGACAGCAACCUUCCUGCAGUCAUCUUCUGUCCCAGCCCCGAAUUUCAAAUCCUCUCUACCUGAACCUACAGCCAUUAAAAGUUUCAUGUCUGG